Molecule: messenger RNA, 1617 nt
Organism: Penicillium soppii
Lineage: Eukaryota; Fungi; Ascomycota; Eurotiomycetes; Eurotiales; Aspergillaceae
Product: inorganic phosphate transporter
Exons: 2
Coding region: 1-1617 (538 amino acids)
Biological process (GO): phosphate ion transmembrane transport
Cellular component (GO): membrane
Source: RefSeq, a predicted model, not a curated record
AUGAUCCCCGCCGCAACAGCAAAGUAUGACUGGAUCCUCGCUAUUACCACCAUCGCCUUCAUAAUUAGUGCCUUCGGUAACGGAGCCAACGAUGUUGCCAAUGCAUAUGCCACUUCCGUAGCAGCCAGGACACUCAACAUGGCCACGGCCGGUGUCCUGGCCAUAUUCACGGAAUUCAUUGGCGCCGUAGCCAUGGGGUCCCGAGUUACCGACACAAUCAAGAAUGGAAUCAUCAAUAUCGACCGCUUCGAAGGCAAGCCCGGCGCCCUCAUGUUGGCCAUGGGUUGCGCGGAAAUCGGUAGUGCCACUUGGUUGAUGUUUGCCACUAAGAUGGGCUGGCCCGUCUCAACAACGCAGACGAUCGUUGGUGCCCUGGUGGGCGUUGGCUUUGCAUCUCAAGCCUCUAUUUCCUGGGGUUGGGCAGACGGAAGUGUUUCUCAGGUCGCUGCAUCUUGGGGUAUCGCUCCUCUCGUGGCGGCUGGAUUCUCGGCCAUCAUCUUCGGUACGCUCAAGUACAGUGUUCUUGAGCGGGUUGAUUCUUUCAAGUGGGCCAUGCGCUUAAUUCCACUCUACCUUGCCAUGACAGGCGCUAUACUUGCCCUCUUCAUUGUCGUCGAAGCUCCCACAGCACCCUCAUUGGAAGAGUUUGGUGCUGGAAAGGCUGCAGGUAUCAUCGUCGGGGUGUUCUUUGGCUGCCUUCUCGUCGCCUAUGUCUUCUUCAUGCCAUACUUCAAGCGUCGCCUGAUCCAUAAAGAUGGCCGCAUCAAGUUCUAUCAUAUCCCACUUGGUCCCCUCCUGCUGAGAGAAAAUCCGCCACUUUACUUCCCUGGAAAGGGCGACAACGUCGUGAUUAGCUAUUACGAAGAUUCCUACGGCGAAAACAUGGACUCAGCAUUGUUUUCACCAGAGAUCAAGCCGCGCAAGAAGCACGUCGAACCAGUUGAGCGAUUCCUCGAUCCAGUUCGAGACCUGUCCUGGGCCAACCCUCAAAAGUGGUUGGGCUAUCUCAAAUGGAUUCUACUGCAGGGUGUGACACGCGAUGUGAUCACACACGACUCACCCGAGCUGCGAGCUAUUCACGCCCGCGCACACCGUUAUGACGACCGCGUCGAGCAUCUGUGGACAUACUGCCAAGUUGUAUCCGCAAUGAUGAUGUCUAUUGCACAUGGAUCAAACGAUGUUGCCAAUGCCGUUGGACCGUGGGCGGCCGUCUACAGCACCUACAAUGCCGGUGUCGUCGAGACGGAGGCGCCGACGCCAAUCUGGUUUCUGAUUGUUGCGGGUCUCUUGCUGGGUCUCGGCUUUUGGUUUUAUGGAUAUCAUAUUGUUCGCGCGCUAGGUAACAAGAUCACACAAAUGUCGCCGACGCGUGGAUUUAGUGUUGAGCUUGGAGCUGCGAUUACAGUGCUUUUGGCUUCCAGGCUUGGAUUGCCUGUUUCCACGACGCAGUGUUUGACGGGUGCUGCUAUGGGUGUGGCACUCAUGAACUAUGACCUGGGUGCUGUCAACUGGAAGCAGCUCGCCUUUAUCUUCGGUGGUUGGGUCUUGACUUUGCCUUGUGCAGCAUUGGUUUCUGGGUUGAUCUGCUUGAUGGCGCUGAACGCCCCUCAUCUGUAA